AUGACUGACGAAAAACAAUUAACUGAAUUAACCAAAACUAGUAAUGCCGAGGAAAUUGAAAAUACUACUCUCAAAUAUGAAGAAAAUCCCCAAGAAUUAGCAACGGCACUAAAAGUUCCUAAGGAACAGAUAAACAGUCCGUUUGAGAAAAGAGCCCAAAUCAAAAGAGAAUUGAAAACACUCCAAGAUGCUAUUUUUAAAAAGAAAGAUUGUGGAACUAGUCUCAAAAUUGAAAUUGAACGAGAGGAGUCAUUACAAAAUCGAACUAAUCCAGUUGGCAACCCGACCGACCCAAAAAAGUUAGCCAGUUUGCUUAAAAGUGAUUUACAGGACAUUUUGACUAAUGAUAGCCGUGAUUUAGACCAGGAAGAUUAUAACGAAAUAUUAAGUUUGGUCCGCCAAAUAAGAGAGUUAGGAGAAGUUAAAAGAGAGCAAUAUCAACAAAAUAUCGAAAAUAUAAAACUCAAUAAUCCCCGAAUAUUUGAUCAAUCAAGAAGUGAAAUUAUUUCCGAAGCCGAAGCCCAACGUUUAUUAAAUCAAGAUAAAGACAAUGGUCGUUAUUAUAUUAAUUAUCACACUUAUGUUGACUUAAAUGAUAAAAUAUGGAUUGACCAUUAUCAAGGAGAUAUUAAACAAGAAUUAGCAAAGCCAGUUAGCGGUGCCAAUAAAUUAAUCGAAAACAACGACCAUAAAAAUAUGAGUGGUGGAGUUAUCACUAAACAAGUAGAAAAAAACCAGCAACUAGACAAUGAAUUUUUGUUAAAAUACUUCCAAGAAAACGAUAUUAAAGAAAUUUCCUUAACUCCCGAAGGUAAUUUAUUAAUUGAAUACAAUAGUGGCAAAACAGAAACUAUAACUAACGACCAGGUCAAUCGCCAAGGAUUACAAAAAGUUAUUAGUUAUUACCAAAAAAAUAACCAAACUAAUUUAAAUCAACAAGACUUAAUUAACAAAACCAACUCUAAUUCACCAGCCACAAGUCCGAAGAAUGGUAAUAAUUCAUUAGCGGCUCUUGUUAUUGGCGGAGUUUUAGUAAUUGGAAUAGUGGUUGGAUUGUGA
Messenger RNA from Paraglomus brasilianum, 1059 nucleotides. Lineage: Eukaryota; Fungi; Glomeromycota; Glomeromycetes; Paraglomerales; Paraglomeraceae. The record is from the annotation of a GenBank genome assembly.